Stegastes partitus (bicolor damselfish) is the source of this 838-nucleotide messenger RNA. Its product is annotated as pancreatic secretory granule membrane major glycoprotein GP2. The coding region runs from base 1 to 648 and encodes 215 amino acids. NCBI's taxonomy places the organism in Eukaryota, Metazoa, Chordata, Actinopteri, Pomacentridae. The record is from RefSeq and is a predicted model, not a curated record. The transcript is spliced from 5 exons.
AUGUUGCUGUACAAAGACGAGGCCUUCCAGGACAGAUGGACGACGGUGCCUUCUCUGACCCUGGACGAUAACAUUUUCGUCAAAGUGUUUAUGAUACCGGCUCACCUGAUGCUGCGAAUGGAGAGAUGCUGGGCGACACCAACCAGCGAUCCUUACAGCAACAUUCAGUACACCUUCAUCCGAGACAGCUGUCCGGUGUUGACCAACGCACAGACUCUGAGCGUGCUGAAGAACGGCCUGGGCCCGGAGGCCACGUUCAGGAUACAAAUGUUCAAGUUUGUCGGCAGCUCCUACACCAACGUCUUCCUGCACUGCAACGUCCAGAUCUGCCACGGCGGCCCGGGACUCUGCCAGCCUAACUGUUCCAGUGACGAUGGAUUAAUGAGAACGCGGAGAGACAUCCCAUUGUCCCACACUGUGUCUUACGGACCAAUCAGGCGACUGCUAAACGACAGUGAAAAGCCCAAUCUCAAUGCAGGCGGAGUCCCGGCCGUGGAGACCUUCGUCCUCGGGGGGCUGCUGGUGGUCCUGCUGCUGAUCACGGGGGUGUUCGGGCGGCUGUGGCUUCGCUCCAGGCGCUUCUAUCCGGCACGAGAGGCGCAGCUCACCCUGUCCAACAUUCACCACAUCUCAGAGGUGGCCUCAUGAAUCCAGCGGGCCUCAUAGAACUGAUAAAACAGACAUAAGACAAAAGAAAAACACAUGCACCGGUGUGAUUUAUAAUAAUAAUAACAAUAAUAAUAAUAAUAAUGCAGGUUUUGUGUAUUUUUUUCCUUAUUAUAAAAUGAAUUUCAGGAUUUGUAAGAAGCAAACAUAAUAAAUAUCUCUUUAAAGUGUU